AUGGAGACUGCGUUGGACCGGACAGAUGCAAAUGUCACCCAGGAUACACCGGAAAAACCUGUAACCAAGCACCAACUGGUUAAUGUAACGUUUUCUGACACCAUCAUCCUGCUGAGGAUGAGGCUCAACCUGCAGACACACGUUUCAAUCCUCCUGGUCAUCAACAGGGCCGGAGACCUGAACGAGUGCGGAGUGAAGCCGCGGCCCUGUAAGCAUCGCUGCAUGAACACGGCCGGCAGCUUCAAGUGUUUCUGCCUGGACGGAUUCGGCCUGCAGCCGGACGGCAGCUGCAGGAACGUGCGGACCUGUUUCCAUGCCAACUGCCAGUACGGCUGUGAGGUGAUGAAGGGCGAGGUGCGGUGCACCUUGUUCGGUUCUGGGCGGGUUGAACCCGGUUUGGUUUCUGUUUCCUCACCGCCGGUUCGCCUCUCCUCAGACGUCGAUGAGUGCGCGCUGGGCGCCGCCUGUCCGCGCCGCAGGAAGUGCGUCAACACGUUCGGGAGCUUCUUCUGUAAAUGCCACCUGGGCUUCAAGCUGACGUUCAUCGACGGGCGCUACGCCUGCAUCGAUAAAGACUCUCGGUCGUUCUGCUCCCUGAAUCCUUCCUCUCCAAAGUGUCGCUGUAAAGAUGGCAGCUGCAAAGGGAUUCUUAAAGUGACUUUAGAGCCACACAGACCCAGAACUACAAUUUCCAUCACCACCACAUCUGUUCCCACUACAACCACCGUUCCCACUACAACCACUGUUCCCACUACAACCACCGUUCCCACUACAACCACUGUUCCCACUACCACCACUGUUCCCAUUACAACCAUUGUUCCCACUACAACCACUGUUCCCACUACAACCAUUGUUCCCACUACAACCACACCCACCUCCAUCUCUGCUUCUACCACCGUCUCCUCCACCGCUUACCAAACUACCGCUGCCUUGACAACCCCUGUCAUAGCAACCACCUCAAUGGCUACCUCUACCGUUGCUAUGACAACUGGAUCCCCAAUCACAGGGCUUGUAACGACUGUCCCGACAGCUCCGCCCACCGUCCCGGAUACCGCCGCUACGACUGCUGCUGAGCCUACGGUUGCUAUAGCAACCACCACCAGCGCCGUGGUGACGACAACCCUGAACAACCGGAUCAACAAGGACGUGACGCAGCGGCAGAGAGGAGACGUUCACAUUCCUCGGCAGCCUGGACAAAACCACGUCUGGGAGUUUGACAUCGAGCUGGGAACCACGGCCCAGGACGCCCAGGACGACCCCGCGGCCGGUGAUCUCCGCUGCAGCUUCAGUCGUGGCGUGUGCAGCUGGAUCUCGGAGCGAGACGGCGAUCUGUCCUGGGAAGUUGUGGCGGCUCCUGCAGGUGGGCGGUACCUGUCGGUCCCGGAGCUGAAGGAGGGCCAGCGCAGCCUGCGAGGCGCCCGAUUGGCCGUCCAGAUUCUCCCUGUGUGGAACCAUGGCGACGCCUGCUUCUCCUUCUCCCAUUGGCUGACGGGGCGUCAGGUGGGAGUACUGCAGCUGUUCGUCCGCAAGAAAGGACGGGACCAAAGGUAUGGCUCCGCCCUCUGGAGCCGGACAGGUGGGCACGGGUGGAGACAGACGCUGGUUACCUUGGAGACGGAAUCAGUGGACAAAGUGCUGCUGAAGGCCGAGCGAAGGCCCGGACGACGAGGUCAGAUUGCGGUUGAUGAUGUCACGCUGAGACGAGGGGCGUGUCGAUGACAUCAUCACUGGGAUCUCACUUAAAGGGGCGGUCUGCUGUUUUCUAUCUGGUUAAAAACUUUUCCCUCUCUGGCUGCAGACCUCAAUGAUCAGAUCAGAUUUAUUUUAUUUGGUUUGGUCGUUUGUGUUACUUUUAAAAUCCCUCUGAGGUCACUGUGAGGUCACUGUGAGGUCACUGUGAGGUCACUGUGAGGUCAGCAGGAAGCUGUGGGGAGGAGCCGCCAGCGGUCGGUGAGGCCGGUCGUUUUCUUACUGCCUCAGGUGAUGAAGCCGUUUACAGGUGGAGGAAAACCUGAACAGACUCCGUCGAAUCGCUUCUUCCACCAUCACUGCUGUUUCCAUGGUGAUUUUAAGUCCCGCCCUGUUUUGGUUCUGGUUCCUGUUGGGAUGAAAUAUGAUGAGUUCUGUGACUGAGCUCCCAUUGAUACAUUUUAUUUAUUUAAACCACAUUUCCAAACAGCAGACCAGAUUUAUAAUCCACUGAUAAUCCCAGUAAAUUAAUAAAUACAGAUUAUUGAUUAU
This is a messenger RNA of Gambusia affinis (western mosquitofish), 2241 nucleotides long. RefSeq names its product nephronectin-like. Gene Ontology annotation, cellular component: membrane. The coding region runs from base 1 to 1719 and encodes 572 amino acids. Lineage: Eukaryota; Metazoa; Chordata; Actinopteri; Cyprinodontiformes; Poeciliidae. The transcript is spliced from 12 exons. The record is from RefSeq and is a predicted model, not a curated record. Gene Ontology annotation, molecular function: calcium ion binding.